AGCAGCAGCAGCAGCAGCAGCAGCAGCAGCAGCAGCAGCAGCAGCAGCAGCAGCAGCAGCGGGUAGAGGAGGUAGAGGAGGUAGAGGAGGUAGAGGAGGUAGAGGAGGUAGAGGAGGAGCAGCAAGAGGAAGAAGAGAAAGAGAGGAGAGUAAGGGAGGCAGCACGUAACUUUUUCUAUGAGGUAGAUCCUUUUUAUUACAUUUUGUAA
This is a messenger RNA of Eimeria maxima, 209 nucleotides long. RefSeq lists its product as hypothetical. The annotation marks the transcript as partial. Lineage: Eukaryota; Apicomplexa; Conoidasida; Eucoccidiorida; Eimeriidae. The record is from RefSeq and is a predicted model, not a curated record. The transcript is spliced from 2 exons.